CGCCGGCCGACUCAGUCGACACACGACGUGUGCUCACAACGCACGUCCGUAGCGGCCGUUGACAUAAAUACGGGUCAUUGAUUUGCAUAAUAAACACAGUUUGUAUUACAAAAAGUGAUAUUUGUACCAAAGUAAUGGUAUUUUGUAUGUGAUAUUUAUUCAUUUGGAUUUUAAGGUCACAGAAAUGGAAGCGUUAAGGUUGCGAACUGUGGUUUCUUUAGCCACCAAUCACGGGAAAGGUCUUAUUUGUUGUCAUAAUGCAAAUCCCCGUCCGUUGCUGUCAUGCAUUCCCGUGGCUGUGGUGGGGGUAAAUCGAAGUGCUCACACGCAGAAUAUCUUCCAAAACAUGACAUACAUCAGCAACGAUAAUGUCAAGUUAAAAGCAGAUUCUAAAACUAUGAAACUAAACCAAAACAUAGACAAGCCACUAUGCAUAAUAAUGAACUGGAUGAUGGCGAAACCUAACCACGUGCAGAAAUAUGCCAAGCUGUACUUGGACCAUGGAUUUGACGUGGUCUCCGUGACCUGCACACCCUGGCAGCUCAUGUGGCCAGCCAAAGGAUCUCAGGUGUUAGCGAAAAGCUUGCUGCGGUUCAUGGAAGCGAACACUCAGAACCCGCUGGUGGUGCACGGGUUCUCCGUCGGCGCGUACGUCUGGGCUGAGCUGCUCGUGCACGCAGUCAAAAAUAAACAGCAAUACCAGCCAGUAUUAGAUCGCAUAGCGUCCCAGGUGUGGGACUCCGGGGCUGAUAUCCACGAGAUUCCCGUCGGCUUCCCGAGCGCCGUGUUCCCGAAGAACAAGGUCUUGCAGGAGAUCUUCAGAACUUAUAUCAAGACUCACAUGAAGGUAUUCCACAACGUAGCAACGAAGCACUACAUGAAAGCAACCGCAGUGUUCCACGAGACGCCCUGCAGAGCACCCGGGCUGUUCCUCGUCUCCAAAACUGAUUUAGUCGGCGCUGAGAAGAGGAGCAGGAGUGUUCACGAUUCUUGGGUUAGGAGUGGGAUGAAGUGCAACUUCAAAUGCUGGGACAAGUCGCCUCACGUGCUGCAUUACAUCUACCACCCAGAAGAGUACAAACAAGUUCUGUAUUCACAUCUCGAACAGUGUGGACUGCUCAAAUCUUAGUCAUACCGAGGAGGCAAAGUAACUAUUAAGGAAAUCUGUGUUCAUACCAUUAAUGCGGUGAACUGGUUAGGUACUACCUAUAGUCUUAACCUACUAUUAUUAUAUUUUGUAUUUUUGUUUGUAAUGGAUAAACACUAAAAAAUUUGGACUGAUUUAGAAAAAAAUCACCAUUAGAAAGCUACAUUAUCUGCAAGUAACAUAAGCUAUAUUUUAUCCCGAUACGGGCAGUAGUUCCCACGGGACGCGGGUGAAACCGCGGGGAAACAGCUAGUCUAUACUAAUUAUAAAGAGGUUUUUAUUUAUUUGCAUAGGCUCCGAAACCAUAGAAUCGAUUUGAAAAAUUAUAAAAUGGGGAUUUGAUUUUUUUACAGAGUAGCUUUCACUGACUGUCCCCGAGUAACAUAGGCUAUAUUUUACCUUAGAAAAGAAUCUGUGGGACUUGUACAAAUUACUGUAAUGAUGCUUUGAAAAUUAAGCUACCAAUAAACAAAAUAAGUCCUAAGCUAAAAGUUUUUCAAACAAAAGCAUUUAUUUUCUUGGUUUCUUCAAUGGCCAUCACACAAUUUAUUAAUAUGUUCAAUUGAUCACUUAAAAACUUCCUACUUAAAACCAAUGCAUUUACUUAUUGUUUUAAAAUAACUUUCGUAUUUGUAAGACAGUCAUAAUAUUACACUUAUUUAAGUAAUAUAAGUCUCGGCGGUGGAAGUAUUAAUUAAUCGAUAGCCAAAUAAAAGUGUUUUUCAGUAUUUAACAUUGACAU
Molecule: messenger RNA, 1889 nt
Organism: Helicoverpa armigera (cotton bollworm)
Lineage: Eukaryota; Metazoa; Arthropoda; Insecta; Lepidoptera; Noctuidae
Exons: 8
Coding region: 185-1129 (314 amino acids)
Molecular function (GO): serine hydrolase activity
Source: RefSeq, a predicted model, not a curated record